AUGUUCACGAAUACUACUGUCAAUGAUCCUAGGCCUGGGCCAGUCGAUACCAUCUCACUCUCUCCCGAUGAACGCAUCGUCGCAGCAGAUGGCAAGUUCCUUGUCACUAACUGGCUCUACGGCCAAAUUCACAUAUGGGAUGUUUCUGCCAUCCUCAACAAAGCUGGCCUUCUAUCAGAUAUUGUUGAUGGUACACCGCGACCAGCUCCAAAGUUGAAAGGUACUCCUCCAGGGUUCUUUGUUCUUAUUUAUUACCGACCACUUUUCGUGCAGAGAAACUAUCGCGCAAGAAAGAAGAAGCCAACUACCAGUUCAUUUCAACGUCCCAAGACUCAUGCUACCCAGCAACACAGUGGAGCAACGCGGAACACCCGAUCAUUGUCACAGCUACCACCUCCCACUGCCACUACCACUGCCAGUCCGCAUAUCACUAUAAGAGUUGCCGGAUGGCGUGCUCGUUUCAUGGUCUGGGUUUGUUGUAUACCCAUUCAGAAUGCAGACGGUCAACUGACAUUUUCGUUCUGUGUUUUAUCCGUAUCUUCUGUUGUCUCACUCAAUUCUUCAUAA
This is a messenger RNA of Suillus plorans, 567 nucleotides long. RefSeq lists its product as uncharacterized. The coding region runs from base 1 to 567 and encodes 188 amino acids. The record is from RefSeq and is a predicted model, not a curated record. The transcript is spliced from 3 exons. Lineage: Eukaryota; Fungi; Basidiomycota; Agaricomycetes; Boletales; Suillaceae.